Molecule: messenger RNA, 1023 nt
Organism: Rhodotorula toruloides NP11
Lineage: Eukaryota; Fungi; Basidiomycota; Microbotryomycetes; Sporidiobolales; Sporidiobolaceae
Product: pre-rRNA-processing protein PNO1
Exons: 3
Coding region: 1-1023 (340 amino acids)
Cellular component (GO): nucleolus
Molecular function (GO): RNA binding
Source: RefSeq, a predicted model, not a curated record
AUGUCGGACGGCUUCUUGCCUGCACACGCUACAUCGGCAAAGGCGAAGAAGCACGCCCGCCAGCAGGCGUCGAAGCCGACCACCUCGUCCUCGACCGCCAAGGCAAAGGGAAAGGGAAAGGCAUCCGCUGCCUCGCCUGCGCCGCACCUCCUCUCGACUCAGCCGAGCCAGGGAGCGGAUGACAUGAUGGAGGAUUUUGAGCGGGUGCCGCUGGACGAGGGUGUCGAGCGGAGGAAGGCUGUCGGGGGUCAGGCGGUGGCUGCGGGAGAGGCGGACGCGGCGAUGGCCGUUGAAGAGGGUGCAGCAGGAACAGGAGGAGACGACGAAGACGACGCCGUCAUGAUCGACCCGUCGCAGCUGCCAACUCCCGUCGUCCGCACCCCGAUCGCCUCACUCGAAGCCAACGCUGCCGCUUCUUCCUCUUCCGACCCGAACUCGCUCUCUUUCGCUCCUGUUACACACCACAACGCGUCUGGCUUGACCCAGCGACGAAAGAUCUCGAUCCCGCCUCAUCGCAUGACCCCGCUCAAGCGCGACUGGAUCAAGAUCUACACGCCCUUGGUCGAGGAGUGCGGCUUGCAGGUUCGCAUGAACGUGCAGAAGCGUCAGAUUGAGAUGAAGACCUCGAAGCACACCCCUCAUCCUUCUGCUCUCACCCGCGCCGCCGACUUCCUCUCCGCCUACUGCCUCGGUUUCGCCGUCGAGGACGCCAUCGCGAUGCUCCGUAUGGAGGAGCUCUACAUCGAAUCCUUCGAAAUCAAGGACAUCAAGAUGCUCCACGGCGACCACCUCAGCCGCGCCAUCGGCCGCUUGGCAGGCCACGAAGGCAAAGCCCGCUUUGCCAUCGAGAACGCGACCCGCACACGCAUCGUCCUCGCCGACACCCGCAUCCACAUCCUCGGCACCUUCUCCAACAUCGCUGUCGCCCGGUCGUCUAUCUCUGCGCUUGUCCUGGGUUCGCCGCCUGGAAAGGUCUUUGCGAACCUGUCGAGGUACGCGAGCUUGCAGAGGUCGAGGUACUAG